AGAUGUCGUUGACAAAAAAAGAUCCAUCAUUUUGUGUGGCGGCAAACGAUCCACACCUGGUCAGUUUGGGCGGAGGACGUUUGAGUACGGCUGUAACAAUACAUAAUAUACCAAUUGGUGACACAACAAUUGGCUCAUCGACCCAUUGUAAUAUUUCCUUAAACGGCAGCGGCAUCCGUCCCCUACAUUGUACCAUAUAUCGCAGUGAAAGUAAUGAGGUAACCCUGGUGCCCGAACGUGAUGCCCGUAUUUUAAUUGAUGGCAAUAAAAUAAUGGAGGAAACAAAUUUGACCCAGGGGGCCAUGAUAACCGUUGGCAAGUCUUACUAUUUACGUUUCAAUAAUCCGGCUGAGGCUCAUCAAAUACGCACCGCCAUGGGUUCGAGUGAAAGAAUUUCAAUGCCCCAGCUAGAUUUUAGUCAAAGGAAUUCCAGUAAAAGUUCAUCGGAUAGUAUGAUUAGUGGAGAUGCAAUAGAGAUUGAGGAGUUCUAUGAGAGCAAUAUUCAGCCGGCAGCUACUAGGCAAAAUAAUAAUAUAAACAACAAUAAUAGUAGCAUCAGUGGUAGCUCCAACAACAAGAAAUCAUUCUCCAGCUACAACAAUUUACCUCCCAUAGACAUCAAUGGUUUGCAGUGUCCCAAAGUUUUCACAGCCGAUUUGGUUACCGUAAAUCUACCAGCUGAGGAUGUGCUGGGCAAGAAAUUCACACCGAAAUAUGUACAGACCAUGGCUGAGGCCCAAAGGAAUGAAAAGAAUCUCUUGAAUGCCCGAAGGAAUUUCAAUCAAUCCAAACAAAAUAAUAAUAUUUACGAUAAUGUUCCGCUAACCUCAGUUGCAGCCAUGGCGGCAGGUGCAUCCUCCUCACCCAAACACCAUCAUCAGGAUCAUGAAAAUUCCACAAAAGUCAAAAAUAAUGCCUAUGAUCGCUACCCGAAAUUAGGGCAUUUACAAAUUUUCCCCAUGAACAGUAUUAAUAGUGAAAUGAAUACGAACACCACCACUUCUCCCAGUCAAGGGGUGGCAAGUCCCACAAAUAACUCCAACACGGCAACACCCCUCUCAAUUUAUAAUAAUUUCCAAAACUCCAAAGCCGGAGAUCAAGGGAAGACCAAAACGAUUAGCAACAAUGAAAAGGAACAUUUGGAUGAUAUGUUAAAGAUAUGCAGUGAAUAUACGGAUAGACAAAAUCAAGUGGCGCCCAAUGGAGGAGGAAAUACCACCAUUAACAACAAUAGUACCCCCAACAAUUCUUCACCAAUAGUACAAAAUCGCAUAAUAACAAAUGGUUCCUUACCUAGAGAAAGGAAAUCUCCCUUCCAAAAUAAUGACAUGCAAAAGUCCUUUGAGGGAAGUUUUAAUAAUCUAUCCAACACAGGAGGUAAUUCCGCGGAUAAUCCCUGUGAAAACAUUUACAAUUCAAGUGGUUAUGAAAACGUUAGAGUCCUGGGACCCAAACGUGUUGAAAUCAAUGGUCAAUCGAACAGCUCCAUGGAAAAUUAUGAAAAUGUCGUGGUAGGGAAAUAUGUACCUCAAAGUCCACGAACCAAAAUAAGAACCACAUGUAUGUCACCGAAAAAGGAGCAAAGUUUUAAUGCUAUCUUUUCACAAAAAGCCGAACCCCAGGCACAAACACGUACUACCCAUAACUCAAGCAACAACAAACAGUUGGAAUAUGAUGAACUCCUUAGGACUUUUGGAGAAAAAUUACAAAUCGAAAUGGAGGCCAUAGAAGAAAGUAGCCGCUAUCAACCACCUGCAUAUAGUUCUGGAAGUUCUUCGGCCAGUUCUGCUGCACAUUCACCAAAUUACAGCAAUAACACCGCCAGUCUUAAUAAUCGUAAUGUUCACAAUCUGAAAUUGAAUUUACGCUUACCCAGUUCAUUGCAAAAUUCACCGAAAUUAAAUAAGAAACCAGCACCGGCACCGAGGACUUUACUCAAAUCCGCGAAUAAUUCUGGUGGUAGUUUGCCUCAACUGCAAGCAACAAAGAACGACAUCGAUCCCUAUAAGGUUAAAUUGGAAUUGGAGCUUCAAGCUUUACAGGAUAAAAUACAUCGCCUGGAAGCUCAACGUAAUGCUACAAGGGUAAUGGAAGAAACCCAACAAGCCAAAUUGAAGCAAUCAAUUGAAAUGAAAAUGGAUCAAAUCAAGAAAUUAAAAAAUAUGCUAGCGGAGAAACCCGACAACGAUUGUCUAAAAGAUGAAUUGAAAAAUAUCAGUGAAUCGUUGGAAAAUGAUCGUAAAACUUUUGAAGAUUUGGAAUUUCAAUAUUUGGAAGAAGAAUCGGAAUGGCAUGCCUAUCAUGAGGAGUUAAAAGCGGAAGCCAAACAAAUGGCAAUCAAAUUGGGAGAAUUUACCAAUCAACAACAACAACAAUCGUCGUCCCAAACAAACAACCCAAAAGAAUGGCAAACACUUUCAAAAGAUUUCAAACCCAAAACAGCUGAACGUAAUAAUAAGCCGAAGAAUUACAACACAACAAUGGAUGAUAACCUAACGAGUAAACCAUUCGAUAUAGGUGAAGCCAUUGGCAUUAUGUCCCAGUCUCUAUUUGGUUCGGCGGAAAUGUUAUGCCCACGACGUCAUACGGAAGAUGUAAUGUCACGUAGUGUAAAUGAAAAUAUGUUUUUCAAUAAUAAAAUUGAAUUGCCGGGAACGAAUGGCGGUGGUGGUAAUGGUAUGGCAAAUACCAGCACACCCAAACGUCCUCAAUUACAAAUCGUAAAUAUCGAUGAUGAGUGUCUGCAAGACUCCACAACUACACCAACAACGACCAAGGGAAGCAACUCAACCAGUCAUACCGUGACCCAAACCAGUGAAUCGGCAUUUAGUAGUGCUGUACGUUUUAAUUUAUCUUUGGAUACGGAUGGUUUUGAAGUUAACCCCUUGGAGAAACGUGUACCAUCACAGGAUGAUAUCGAUCGUAUAUCGAAAGUAACAUCUGAUGCUCCGAUAUCGUCAAAUAAAGAGGGAGCUAGUACGAAAAUCUUCGAUUCGAUUAAGGAAAUUGAAAGGAAUCGCCAGUUGUUGUUGGCCCAGCAAGGUCACCAUGUUAUUGAACAUGAACGGCAAAAGAUGAACGACCUAAAGAAGAAGAGUCACAGUGAAGCACGUGCCCAAUAUCUAUCUAUGGUUAAUAGGAAGAGCGAUGACUGUAUGACUAAUAGCGAGGAAUCUCAAACGGAUUUACCUCUUCAGCAGCAGAAGCAUCACCAGCAACAACAACAAGAACAACACCCUAUGCUGGACAAGGAAAAUCAUCGACCUACCGUUGAAAGAAAUAACAGUAAAGUGAAAUCGAAUAAAUCAACAAAUAAUGAUGAUGGAGAUUCAUCAAAUCAGCAACGUCACUCCCAGCCUGAAUUUGAAACGAAUCAUUUACAUGUUGCGGAACCAGCAAAACGCCACAGCACCUCCUCACGACCGCUAUCCGAGGCGAACUCUGAGUUGAGUUGUGAAUUGUUGACAAAUCAGACAACCAGCAAAUCGAAUAUUGAACUAUCCACACUGAGUGGAAGCCACCAAUACAACAACAACAACAAUGCAAAUACAGAUACUGCCAAACGACCGGAUAGUCUUAAUUCAACAGAUGCCGCCAACAGCAGCAGCAACAACAACAGUUCUCUACAAUUAAGAGAUCAAUCGUCUCUGCUGUCGGAGGGCAGUGAACGUAAACGUACCGCAUUGCCCAAACAUCAACGGCCACUCACCAGAUAUCUGCCCAUUUUUUCACCAGAUUUAGAUUUACGACAACACAUCGAAUCGGCGGGUCAUCAAAUCGAUUUGUGUCCACAUGUCUUUGUCGACUCACACACAUGUAGGGGUUAUCUCCAUAAAUUAGGUGCCACCUUCCAUGGCUGGUCGAAACGUUGGUUUGUUUUGGAUCGUACGCGCAAUGCCUUUAUUUACUAUUCCGAUAAAUUGGAACGGAAACCACGUGGAGGGGCUUAUUUUUCAACCAUCGAUGAAGUCUAUUUGGAUCAUUUGAAUGUCUCAAAAAGUGGCCGACCCCAUUGCACAUUUAUUGUUAAGACUAAAAAACGCAGCUAUCAACUAUUGGCAGCCUCCGAUGCAGCUGCUAGAAUAUGGAUUGAUGCCAUAAUAACUGGAGCUCAAGGCAACUUAGACUAUUAGUAGUAUUACUCAU
This is a messenger RNA of Musca vetustissima, 4146 nucleotides long. Its product is annotated as pleckstrin homology-like domain family B member 1. The transcript is spliced from 9 exons. Bases 3 to 4133 code for a protein of 1376 amino acids. The record is from RefSeq and is a predicted model, not a curated record. Gene Ontology annotation, molecular function: protein binding. Lineage: Eukaryota; Metazoa; Arthropoda; Insecta; Diptera; Muscidae.